This is a messenger RNA of Esox lucius (northern pike), 4156 nucleotides long. RefSeq names its product Kv channel interacting protein 3a, calsenilin (gene kcnip3a). Gene Ontology annotation, molecular function: DNA-binding transcription repressor activity, RNA polymerase II-specific; potassium channel regulator activity; RNA polymerase II cis-regulatory region sequence-specific DNA binding. The transcript is spliced from 8 exons. Lineage: Eukaryota; Metazoa; Chordata; Actinopteri; Esociformes; Esocidae. Gene Ontology annotation, cellular component: voltage-gated potassium channel complex; nucleus. Bases 1102 to 1806 code for a protein of 234 amino acids. The record is from RefSeq and is a predicted model, not a curated record. Gene Ontology annotation, biological process: regulation of potassium ion transmembrane transport; negative regulation of transcription by RNA polymerase II.
CAGUACUGACAUUGGAGAGAAGUGGAGAGACACAGAGAGAGAGAGACCAAGACAGCUGGUAGUGAGAGCGGUGAGCGCUAGUAGCUUCACAGUCCAUCGGACCCAUUAUCCCACACAGACUGGAUCCUCCAGGCCUCAUUGUGGUCUCUACAUGGACUAGACUGACUGGAAAUACUGGGCCAGAUUAGACCUGGGACCAGAUAGACUUUAUUAAUGUUGAACCUGGCUAAAACUCCAACCAGAUCUGGACCGGAUUGAACUGGACCAGAUAGACUUUAUUAAUGUUGAACCUGGCUUUGACUCCAACCAGAUCUGGACCGGAUUGAACUGGACCAACUGUUACUCAGAAGAGGAAGAAAUGGUUCGGGAAUCAAAGAUAAAUAACUGUGAUGUAUACAGAUCUAUGCAUAUGCCGUACUAUGACAAGCUGUAAAAUAAGGGAAUGUGCCAAGCUUUUAUUGGUGGUCAUUGGCAUAAUGUUUAAUUCCCAGAAUAUUUAGAGAGGGUACAAAGAUUUAGUUGCUGUAUCUUUUGGUAGUUCUUAUGUUGCUGUUAAGUUUUGUGAAAGAUGAGAUGAUCACAGUGGGGUCUAGAAUUUCACUCUCACCGCUGUCCUUCUACACACCUUCCUGACUCAGUUGGUCAGUCAUCUGAUUCAUUCAUUGAUUUACUGUUUGAAGACACAUCAUGAACCGAAUACCAAAUGGAUACCGAAGACCUAUCAUUGGCUGUCUGUUUUGAUAUGAAAGCAACUGUUGAGGAAUGACUUGAGUGUUAACUUUGGACUGCUCCUCACUUUUUUCAUGUCUGCCUUGUUUGGGAUAUUUUCUGUUCCAUUAUUUUUGACAUUUCGUAGGGAUUUAUUUUUGCCCAUUCCUGAUUACCAGCUCUGUAUGUUCGAGCAAGCUGACCAUCUUAGCCAAGCAGCAAGUACCUAUGCUAGCUUACUGACUUGUAGAUAACCUUGCAUUGUUCAACUACAGUGACUAUUACUAACCUUGCACCAGUGUGAGUCUCCCAACCUGCACUCCGACCCUCCCCAGCACCAAGCCUUUGUGUGUGGGCUUGCCUUCGGCAGGCUCCCCCUGCCCUCUCCCAGUCAUGGGUUUUCAGAUCCAGGGCAUGGAGCUGUUUGCCAUGGGCGUGGUUUUCGUCAUGUUUGUGGCUGUGCUCAAGGGCUUUGGCAUCCUGGAGCCUAUUUCCUCCUUUGAAGAUGACAGUAGUGACAGUGAUUUGGAGCUGUCCACAGUUCGUCACCAGCCAGAAGGCUUGGACCAGCUGCAGGUUCAGACCAAGUUCACCAAGAAAGAGCUCCAGUCCCUAUACAGGGGCUUCAAGAACGAAUGUCCCAGCGGUUUGGUUGAUGAAGAGACGUUCAAGACCAUCUAUUCUCAGUUCUUUCCCCAAGGAGAUGCCACAACCUAUGCCCAUUUCCUUUUCAAUGCCUUUGAUAUGGAAAGAAAUGGCUCCAUUCGUUUCGAGGACUUUGUGAUUGGUCUUUCUGUUCUUCUGAGAGGGUCAGUUACAGAAAAACUCAACUGGGCCUUCAACUUGUACGACAUAAAUAAGGAUGGUUACAUCACUAAAGAGGAGAUGCUGGCUAUUAUGAAGUCCAUCUAUGACAUGAUGGGCAGAUAUACCUACCCCAGUGUACGGGACGAUGCACCAUCUGAACACGUGGAGAAGUUCUUCCAGAAAAUGGACAGAAAUAGAGAUGGAGUGGUGACUAUUGAGGAGUUCAUUGAGACGUGUCAGAAGGACGAGAACAUAAUGAACUCCAUGCAGCUCUUUGAGAAUGUGCUCUAGAGCCCAGCAGAACGUUCUGUCAUUUUCCCAAUGUUUGAUUGUGUCCUUCUGUCUAUACACAAAAGCCUGUUACCACCCUUUUACACACAUGCUUGCAGGCAUACAAAACACACACACACACAACCUAAAUCCAGUGGAAAUCUACAGAUAUUUGUACAUGUUAAGAAACUAGCAGUGGUCCUUUACUUAUACUUAUAGUCUCAAGGUGCCACUGCUUAUGGGAUAAAAAUAACAAUAGUCUCAACAUGCCACUGCUUCUGGUAUAAAGAGAACACUAGUCUCAACAUGCCACUGCUUCUGGAAUAAAGAGAACACUAGUCUCAACAUGCCACUGCUUCUGGAAUAAAAAGACCGCUAGUUUCAACAUGCCUCUGCUUCUGGAAUAAAGAGAACACUAGUCUCAACCUGCCACUGCAUCUGGACUAAUGAAAACACUAGUCAACCUUCCACUUCUUCUGGACUAAAGAGGACAGUAGCCUCAACCUGCCACUGCAUCUGGACUAAAGAAAACACUAGUCAACCUGCCACUUUGUCUGGACUAAAGAGGACAGUAGAAAACUAAAAAGGAAAGGGUUGAUCUGCUUACAGCUUCUUUGCCUUCCAAAGAAAAUAGAAGAACCAAACUACAUUAACUCUGCUUAUUCUAAAUCCUUCUAGUACGCUGUCUCCUCAUUGGACCAAAAAGACAAAUGGUCAAAAUUAUGGAGACCGAAAGGAAAUAGAGUAAAUAAAUUAAUCACAAUGUUGCUGACCUCCAGAUCGUGACCUUACCACACAAUGGGCGCAAAUCAAUCCGUAUCCCUGAAGAUCAGCUUUAUAGCAAAGAAAAUGAAAGGUCAUGUUCAUACAGUUGCAGAAACUAAACACACUCACAAACACACACAGCAGAGACAACACACAGUCCCACACACCUAGAAGAGACUCACCAGGAAAGGGUAACUGUUGACAAACACACAUUCUUUGACAAGUGUUUCAGUGAAUUUUUGUAGCAUACUGAAGGUCAGACAGAUAGUUAUGACACUGACACCAAACCCCACAUUAACAGUAAACAAAAAACAGACUAUUUGUCCGUCGUGAUGUGUGAUUUGCUUGUACAAAUAAUCAUUCAUAUUGUACAAUAGGCACCAGAAGACAAUGCACUGUAAAUGGGGAUUGCCAUUGUGGACCACUAAAGGAAAUCCUUGUAGCUAUUUAGAUGUGUAUAGACAGUGAUACUGUAUAUAUGAACAUAAAGCCAGGUGUCAUGCUGUCAUCUUUACUGCACUAUGAGUAGACAUUAAGGUUAAGGCCAGAUAAUCUGUGUCCACUAAAAGAACACAAAUUCAGUUAGCAGGAACGUGUUAGUCAUUUCAGUCAGUUAAGAUACCCCUACGGUCAGUGGCUUCUACCUCUAGUUGUUGUGUGCAGGAGGUUGUGUUCUAUCACCAAUGGACCUGCAUGAGAUAUACAGAAGGUCUGGUUUGCUCUGUCACCAACUGACCAGCAUGAUGAAGAUGUACAGUAUGUGUGUGCCACCUUAAUAAUGUGUUUAGUGAUGAGUUGGACGCUAACGUGUUGUAAAGCCACCCUCAAAAGAAUACACAAUAUACAGCUAUGGCUUUAUCUCCCUUCUUAAUCCCUCUUUCGUUUUUAUUUUGUUUGUCUGCAUUUCAAAUGGAACCCUGAUCUCUUUGAAAAGUAGUGCACUAUAAAGGGUAUACUGUGCCAUGGCUCUGGGCAAAAGUAGUGCACUAUAAAGGGUAUACUGUGUCAUGGCUCUGGGCAAAAGUAGUGCACUAUAAAGGGUAUACUGUGUCAUGGCUCUGGGUAAAAGUAGUGCAUUAUAAAGGGUAUACUGUGUCAUGGCUCUGGGCAAAAGUAGUGCACUAUAAAGGGUAUACUGUGCCAUGGCUCUGGGCAAAAGUAGUGCACUAUAAAGGGUAUACUGUGUCAUGGCUCUGGACAAAUGUAGUGCACUAUAAAGGGUAUACUGUGUCAUGGCUCUGGACAAAUGUAGUACACUAUAAAGGGUGUACUGUGUCAUGGCUCUGGACAAAUGUAGUGCACUAUAAAGGGUAUACUGUGUCAUGGCUCUGGGCAAAUUUAGUGCACUAUAAAGGGUAUACUGUGUCAUGGCUCUGGACAAAUGUAGUGCACUAUAAAGGGUAUACUGUGUCAUGGCUCUGGACAAAUGUAGUGCACUAUAAAGGGUAUACUGUGUCAUGGCUCUGGACAAAUGUAGUGCAGUACACGAGAUAAGGUGCGAUUUGGGUGAUCUAUGAUGUCAUUAUCUGAGGUCUGAGCACUAGCUUGUAGUGAUGACAUCACUGUCAUUUCUUAUCCUAUGCCCUGAUAAAAUAUGUUGUUGUUG